This is a messenger RNA of Punica granatum (pomegranate), 1790 nucleotides long. The record is from RefSeq and is a predicted model, not a curated record. Lineage: Eukaryota; Viridiplantae; Streptophyta; Magnoliopsida; Myrtales; Lythraceae.
ACAACCACACAUAUAAGAUGAUACGAGGAAUAAGAGAAACUGCCCAUAAUUACCCAUCACCUCUGAGAAGGAAACGAUAAGAGGAAAAAUGGCGAGAGAUCUCCACGUGAUGAUGCUUCCAUGGUCUGCCUUUGGCCAUAUCAUCCCGUUCUUUCAGCUCUCGAUAUCUUUAGCUAGGAACGGAGUCCAAGUCUCCUUUGUUUCGACCCGGCGUAACAUUCAGAGACUCCCACAAGUUCCUGCCGACGUGUUGUCGCUUAUACAUUUCGUGGACCUUCCUCUGCCUCAGCUAGAUGGAAAUAUCUUGGCCGAAGGCGACGAGGCCACGGUCGACAUCCCGUUCGAGAAAAUCCAGUAUCUGAAGAUCGCAUACGAUAGGCUAAAGUACCCCUUUGAGCAACUUGUCAUCAGUAAAUGUUCCGACUGGAUAAUCAACGACUUCAUACCGUACUGGGUGAUAGAAAUCUCACAAAAGAAUGAGAUCCCCGUCGCCCUCUUCUCGGUGUUCUCCGCCGCCGUGACUGUUUUCGUUGGCCCACCGGAGAGCCUCUUUACCGAUGGAGUGAAGAGACUAAGGCCAUCCAGUGAGAGCCUAACGGUGCGGCCCCCGUGGGUGGACUUCCCAUCCUCGGUGGCUUUCCGGAGCCACGAAGCGGCCAGUCUCUACGCGGGAUUUUAUGGGGACAAUGCCUCGGGAAUAUCCGAUGCUUGUCGAACUGCCGAGGGGCUCCAAUCGUGCGACCUCGUGGCUUUUCGUAGCUGUCCGGAGUACGAAGGCCAGUACUUGAAAGUGUAUGAAACGUUGGUUCAUAAGAAGGUGAUCCCGGUGGGUCUGCUCCCACCUGAUAGUCCCGAAGGCGGGACGUCACGGGCUGAGAGCUUUCAAUGGCUCGACGGUCAGGAGCCGAAGUCCGUGGUCUUCGUCGGAUUCGGGAGCGAGUGCAAGCUCACGAAGGAGCAAGUCCACGAGAUAGCCCAUGGGCUUGAGCUCUCAGGCCUUCCCUUCCUCUGGGCCCUUGGGAGGCCCAUUUUGUCGGCCCAUGAGGAUGAAGUCCUUCCAGAUGGGUUCGUCGAGAGAACACGCUCUAGGGGGAUUGUAUGCAUGGGGUGGGUCCCCCAGAUGGAGAUCUUGGCCCAUCCAUCAAUUGGUGGCUCCUUGUUUCACGCAGGAUGGGGCUCCGUAAUAGAGACCCUUCAAUUUGGACAUUGCCUCGUGGUCUUGCCUCUCAUCAUCGAUCAACCGCUUCAAGCGAGGUUGUUGGUCGAGAAAGGUAUAGCCAUUGAAGUCGAGAGGAAGGAAGAUGGGUCUUUCACCGGAAAGGAUAUCGCAAUUGCUCUGAGGUUUGCUAUGGUGUCUGAGGAAGGGAACAAACUGAGGAGUAAUGCGAAAGACGCUAUUAAGAUAUUCGGAGAUCACGAGCUGCAUCGAGGAUAUGCUACUAAGUUUGUGGAGUACCUGCGGGAUAAUGUCAAGAACAAGAGUCUUGAUUGAUAUAUGAUUAUUGGGAAAAUAUUAAUUGAAAUAUAAUAAGUGUGUCUGCAUGAAAAAGGGAAUGGGGAUUCUAUUUUUCUUGUAGAGACGUGGAUGCUAAGUUCUUACAACAUCCGAAUGCGAUGCAUUUUAAUAUCAUAGGAUAUAACUGCCUAUUAGUUGCUGGAAAUUAUCGUUGUUGUGGGGAAGUAGAUUAUUACAUUGGUAUGUAGUUUAGCGGAAGACGGUAUCCAAUGCGUUCGAUAUAUUUAUGGACUGGUCAAGUGAUUGAACGAGCACGCCAACAGUUGGAAACACA